This is a messenger RNA of Chrysochloris asiatica (Cape golden mole), 1512 nucleotides long. RefSeq names its product arginine/serine-rich coiled-coil 2 (gene RSRC2). Bases 1 to 1512 code for a protein of 503 amino acids. Lineage: Eukaryota; Metazoa; Chordata; Mammalia; Afrosoricida; Chrysochloridae. The transcript is spliced from 12 exons. The record is from RefSeq and is a predicted model, not a curated record.
AUGAGCGCUGAAGAAGGACCGCAUCCUAUGCGACGCGCGGGGCCUCAUCGCCUUUGUGCCAUCCGGGUCUCUGGUGCGAGUGAUUUAGUCAUUUUUGUGGCGGAGCUUCGGGCGGCCGGUACUGUUGAAAGUGGAGUAGGUGAACGGCUCCCCGAGCUGUUGCCCGUGAGUGUGUUGGACAAAAUGGCGCCGCGGCCGCCUUCUGUGCUCACCAUCAUGGCUGCCUGCUGUCGGGAGGGGGAAGCUAGUGACACAGAACGAGAUGGACUAGUCCCAGAAAAGACGUCCCCAGAUAGAGAUAAGAAAAAAGAGCAGUCGGAUGUAUCUGUUUCUCCUAGAACCUCAAAGCAGCAUUAUUCAAGAUCACGAUCAAGGUCAAGAGAAAGAAAACGAAAGUCAGAAAAUGAAGGAAGAAAACACAGGAGCCGGAGCAGAAGCAAAGAGGCAAGAAGACAUGAACCCAAAGAUAAAUCCUCUAAGAAACACAAGUCUGAAGAGCAUAAUGAUAAAGAAUAUUCUGACAAAGGAAGGGAACGACUGAAUUCAUCUGAAAAUGGUGAGGACAGACACAAGCGCAAAGAAAGAAAGUCAUCUAGAGGCAGAAGUCACUCAAGAUCUAGGUCCCGUGAAAGACGGCAUCGUAGUCGAAGCAGGGAAAGGAAGAAGUCACGGUCCAGAAGCAGAGAGAGGAAGAAGUCACGGUCCAGAAGCAGGGAAAGAAAACGGCGGAUCAGAUCUCGCUCCCGCUCCAGAUCAAGACACCGGCAUAGGAGUAGAAGCAGAAGCAGGACAAGGAGUAGAAGUCGAGAUAGAAAGAAGAGAAUUGAGAAGCCAAGAAGAUUUAGUAGAAGUUUAAGCCGAACUCCUAGUCCCCCUCCCUUUAGAGGCAGAAACACAGCAAUGGAUGCACAAGAAGCUCUAGCCAGGAGGUUGGAAAGGGCAAAGAAGUUGCAAGAACAACGAGAAAAGGAAAUGGUUGAAAAACAAAAACAACAAGAAAUAGCUGCAGCAGCUGCAGCUACCGGAGGUUCUGUUCUCAAUGUUGCUGCCCUGUUGGCAUCAGGCACACAAGUGACUCCUCAGAUAGCUAUGGCGGCUCAAAUGGCAGCCCUGCAAGCUAAAGCGUUAGCAGAGACCGGAAUUGCUGUGCCUAGCUAUUAUAACCCAGCAGCUGUGAAUCCAAUGAAGUUUGCAGAACAAGAGAAAAAGAGGAAAAUGCUUUGGCAAGGCAAGAAAGAAGGGGACAAAUCUCAGUCUGCUGAAAUUUGGGAAAAACUGAAUUUUGGUAACAAGGACCAAAAUGUCAAAUUUAGGAAAUUAAUGGGUAUUAAGAGUGAAGAUGAAGCUGGUUGUAGUUCAGUUGAUGAAGAAAGUUACAAGACUUUGAAGCAACAGGAAGAAGUAUUUAGGAAUCUUGAUGCUCAGUAUGAAAUGGCAAGAUCACAAACCCACACGCAAAGAGGAAUGGGGUUGGGUUUCACAUCUUCAAUGCGAGGAAUGGAUGCAGUUUGA